This is a messenger RNA of Aspergillus calidoustus, 1365 nucleotides long. The record is from the annotation of a GenBank genome assembly. Lineage: Eukaryota; Fungi; Ascomycota; Eurotiomycetes; Eurotiales; Aspergillaceae.
AUGGCCUCCAACGGUACCAACGGUGCUGCAACUGCCUACCAUGCUGCUUCCACCCAGGAAGCAAUCCAGGCUGAGCACGACUUUGCUGCCCACAAUUACCACCCUCUCCCCGUUGUCUUUGCUCGUGCUGCAGGCACUUCCGUGUGGGAUCCAGAGGGCCGCCACUACCUGGACUUUCUCUCCGCAUACUCAGCGGUGAACCAGGGCCACUGCCACCCCAAACUUGUCGCUGCGCUCGUCGAGCAGGCCUCUCGUUUGACCCUUAGCUCUCGGGCUUUCUAUAACGAUGUCUUUCCCAAAUUCGCUGAGAUCGUCACCAAGUUCUUUGGUUUCGACAUGGUCCUCCCCAUGAACACUGGUGCGGAGGCGGUCGAGACUGGAAUCAAGAUCGCCCGAAAGUGGGGUUACAAGGUCAAAGGGAUUCCGGAGAACGAGGCCAUCAUUUUGAGUGCGGAGAACAACUUUCACGGGCGAACACUCGUCGCAAUCUCUUUGUCGUCGGACCCCGAGUCGCGAGAGAACUAUGGCCCGUUCGUCCCCAACAUUGGCUGCACAAUCCCCGGAACGGACAAGCCAAUCAAGUAUAAUGACAAGGCUGCUCUGCGCGAGGCCUUUGAAAAGGCGGGCCCCAACCUCGCUGCCUUCCUGGUCGAGCCCAUCCAGGGCGAGGCGGGAAUUGUUGUCCCAGACGAUGAUUACCUCCAAGAGGCCAGAGCUCUGUGUGACAAGCACAAUGUGCUGCUGAUCUGCGAUGAGAUCCAGACCGGUAUCGCCCGCACAGGAAAGCUGCUCUGCCACGAAUGGAGCGGAAUCAAGCCGGACAUGGUUCUCCUCGGCAAGGCCAUCUCAGGCGGCAUGUACCCCGUGUCUUGCGUCUUGGCCAACAAGGAGGUUAUGCUCACGAUCGAGCCUGGAACCCACGGCUCGACAUACGGAGGUAACCCUCUUGCUUGCGCCGUGGCCAUCCGUGCUUUGGAAGUUGUCAAGGAGGAGAACAUGGUCGAACGCGCAGAGAAGCUCGGACACGUCUUCCGCCAGGGCCUCGAGGCUAUCCAGAACCCUAUCAUCCAGACCGUUCGCGGCAAGGGUCUGCUCAACGCGAUUGUCAUUGACGAGUCCAAGACCAACGGACACAGCGCGUGGGAUCUCUGCAUGCUGAUGAAGGAAAAGGGUCUUUUGGCCAAACCCACCCAUCAAAACAUCAUUCGUCUCGCCCCUCCUCUUGUCAUCACAGAGGAAGAAAUCGCGGCCGCCCUUGAUAUCAUCAAGGCUGCAGUGGAUGAGCUCCCGAACCUCAAGGGCGCCGCUGAGGACAAAGUGAUUCCUCCUCCCGAGAAGAACGUCAAGAUCAACCUGGAGAACUAG